Molecule: messenger RNA, 1635 nt
Organism: Colletotrichum costaricense
Lineage: Eukaryota; Fungi; Ascomycota; Sordariomycetes; Glomerellales; Glomerellaceae
Exons: 4
Coding region: 1-1635 (544 amino acids)
Source: RefSeq, a predicted model, not a curated record
AUGAACUACAUUGUUCGUUCUACCCCUCAAGGUGCUGCCAGCACUGGAGAGCAGCAGAGUUCUUCUGGUCCGGUCAUCGUCUUAGAGAGAAGAUCAUGUGAUGUUGCGGUACCUAGUGUUGAAGUCCACCGCCAAAGUCUGCCACCCACGAUCGAUCGCAUUGUGACCCCAGGCUCGAAGAAGCCGGAACACACCAACAUCGAGGUCGCCGUCAAGAGAGAGCCUGUUACCGAAGGUGAUUCCUCCACCCAGUCGCCCAGGAACAUUUAUUUCUUCAAGAGAAUGGUGGACGGCCGCCCCCACUUCGAUGCUCUGCAAGAAAUUGAUUCAGGCCGAACGCAGCUGAGUGACGAACAAGCGAAUACCGAGUACGCGCUUUGGGAAACUGAACAAGGCGAUUUCAUCUACAGGCAGUCCGGGACCGACUUUCGAGUGCUGAAGUGUAUCGGAAACGCUGAGUAUCGGGGCGAGGAAGGAGACGCCCAAGUGAAGCACAAGUUCGCCACCAAAACCUUGGGCUUCAUCGCUAUUAGGGGUUCAGAUUCCUCAUUGGAUGUUCUCAAGCUCGCUGUGAGCGGUACAUCAUUCAUUCCUCUCCGAGAGUCGAAAGAUAACUUUCUCUACCAUGCGCGAUGGCACCGACGAGUGAAGAGAAUGGCUCGACACCUCGGUCUCAACCUUCGAACCUUCUACGAUGGCGCCGGCAAGCCGAUGACGGCAGAUAAUUGCGGCAAUUGGAGAGCAGGUCAUAUCGAAAAGAAACUCGCCACAUACAUGGUCUAUGCGAUGGUGUUUGCCCACGAUAUCAAGCCAGCAGACAGCCACGACAUCUCCCUCAAGGACUUGAAUCGACUUCGCAAACGCCUCCGAUACCAAGGCCUCGCGCCUCAUUACGAAAUCCAUAUCAGCAGAGCGCCGUGCGGUACGCCUCAGCGCCCCGGCCAGUGCAUCCCGUUCGAGAACAACCUGAUCCUUGAUGGCUCGGUACCUCACAGGCCCAGAACACGACCGGUGAAUAAGGAACUUUCCGCUCUUCACUCUCAAGAGUAUCUUGCUGUCUCCAGUCUCAGCAGCGACUACGACAGCGAGGAGGAGGAUCUACUAGUUCACCUUGCCGAAGCCGAGGGCCGCAAAGACGACAUUGUGUAUGACGGAUUCGAGAUAGCAGAAGACGAGCCUCGCACCUACGGUGCUUGCGCUGCCGAUGACGAUGAGGCCGAAACAACUGACACGGAUUCCUCCCCCCUGCCUCAGCAGCACAUACCCCCUGAAGUUGCGACCAAAUUUGGCGAGAACCUGCGGGCGAAAUUUACUCGAAAGGAGAAGCACACCACAGAAUCGACCCCCGAGACUACCGAAAGCACUGAGAGUGUCGAAGAAAUUGAGCGAGAACUGUCUUACGUUGAUCUCGACCGGCCCCCUUCGCAAAGCCAAUACUGGGAGGCCCCUGCUACCGCGUCCACCGAUGUAGCACGGCCGGUGCGCAGAGGUGCAUCAAAGGCCGACUCCAAAAUGAGACGGUCUCUCAAAGUGAAGAAGAGGAGGGCAAAGGCGCUCGGAAAGAAACAUUCAGGGGGCUCUGUUUUUGCGGCUCGCCUGGGGGCGAUACUCGGCUCAAGUCAGCGGAUUGGUUGA